AGUGGUUUGAAGGCACCAUUGGACCUAGUUGGGUCAAAGAAAAUCCAGUUUAGGAGUGGACUGGUCAGUGGUUUAGAGGCACCACUGGACCUAGUUGGGUCAAAGAAAAUCCAGUUUAGGAGUGGACUGGUCAGUGGUUUGAAGGCACCAUUGGACCUAGUUGGGUCAAAGAAAAUCCAGUUUAGGAGUGGACUGGUCAGUGGUUUAGAGGCACCACUGGACCUAGUUGGGUCAAAGAAAAUCCAGUUUAGGAGUGAACUGGUCAGUGGUUUGAAGGCACCGUUGGACCUAGUUGGGUCAAAGGAAAUCCAGUUUAGGAGUGGACUGGUCAGUGGUUUAGAGGCACCACUGGACCUAGUUGGGUCAAAGAAAAUCCAGUUUAGGAGUGGACUGGUCAGUGGUUUGAAGGCACCAUUAGACCUAGUUGGGUCAAAGAAAAUCCAGUUUAGGAGUGGACUGGUCAGUGGUUUAGAGGCACCACUGGACCUAGUUGGGUCAAAGAAAAUCCAGUUUAGGAGUGGACUGGUCAGUGGUUUGAAGGCACCAUUAGACCUAGUUGGGUCAAAGAUAAUCCAGUUUAGGAGUGGACUGGUCAGUGGUUUAGAGGCACCACUGGACCUAGUUGGGUCAGUGGAAAUCCAGCUCUACAGUAGACUGGUCAGUGGUUUGAAGGCACCACUGGACCUAGUUGAGUAAAAGUAAAUCCGGUUCUGGAGUGGACUGGUCAGUGGUUUGAAGGCACCAUUGGACCUAGUUGGGUCAAAGAAAAUCCAGUUUAGGAGUGGACUGGUCAGUGGUUUAGAGGCACCACUGGACCUAGUUGGGUCAAAGAAAAUCCAGUUUAGGAGUGGACUGGUCAGUGGUUUGAAGGCACCAUUAGACCUAGUUGGGUCAAAGGAA
Molecule: messenger RNA, 900 nt
Organism: Armigeres subalbatus
Lineage: Eukaryota; Metazoa; Arthropoda; Insecta; Diptera; Culicidae
Exons: 1
Source: RefSeq, a predicted model, not a curated record